AUGGCACGCUCAGCAGAGCUUACGCCUGCUAUACGUGAGCGUAUAUGCGAACUCCAUGCUAUUGGAUGGGGGUAUAAGCGUAUUCACAAGCGCUAUCCCAACAUUUCCCUUUCUACAAUUCGAUAUACGGUGAAAAAGGAGAGCGAGCGACGAGAAGGGGUGUCGAAGCCGCGAUCUGGGAGGCCCAAAAAGCGUACUGAGGCCGAUAAAGAUCGGAUUUUGGACGCUACGCAUGAAGACCCGAAGAAUAUGGCUGAAGGAACACCUUCUAGCUGA
Molecule: messenger RNA, 276 nt
Organism: Penicillium coprophilum
Lineage: Eukaryota; Fungi; Ascomycota; Eurotiomycetes; Eurotiales; Aspergillaceae
Exons: 1
Coding region: 1-276 (91 amino acids)
Source: RefSeq, a predicted model, not a curated record